Paramecium octaurelia is the source of this 603-nucleotide messenger RNA. The record is from the annotation of a GenBank genome assembly. NCBI's taxonomy places the organism in Eukaryota, Ciliophora, Oligohymenophorea, Peniculida, Parameciidae.
AUGCAAGAAUACUUAGGUUUAAAAACUCAAAAUAAAUUGAUAGGAAAUUAAAUAUUAUUUAAAAAAAAAAAUGAAUUGUAAAAAAUAGUAGUUUGGAGAUUGUAUGGAGUUUUGUCUCUAUCUAAGGAAUCUGAUGGAGCAAUCUUCCCCAUCCUGAUUAAAAUAUUAAAAAGAGAGAAAAUUUAAAAUUGCUUGGAAUUUCUUUCAUAAAAUCAAAAUCAAUUCCUUUUAGAAAUAGAAAGGUAAAAGAUAGAAAAUUUAUCACUGCUUGAUAAAGAAUAGAUGCUAAAUGCAGAAUAGAAAAAAAUUAAGAGAAUAACAAAUGUUCUCAAAAAAAUUCGGGAACAUUAAUUUAAUGAACUGAAUUACUCGAUAGAUGAAUGUGAAGAAACUAAAUAAGAUUUUAUCACAAAAAUAUCCUAAGAUAAGAAGAUUAUAGAGUUAUUAAAGUUCUUAGUUCGUCUUACAGCCUUAGAUGAGAGAUUCAUAUAGUGUGGAUCAAAUUCCCUUCAUUUAUUAGUUUAGAUGAAGGUUGAUUUGAGAGAAGAAUCUUUUNUUCCUUUCUUAAAUAUGCAUUUUUAGAUAUAAAUAGAAGUUGAUUGA